AUGAGUGACUGUCCUUCAUGACGGUGGAGUCUGGGGGUUCACUAAUUGAGGUAGGACAUGCCAGGGAGAUGUAUUGGGGCUGUGUGUGUAGCCCCACCCAAGCCCUGGAGCUGGGAGGAUGAGCUGGAGGCAGGGAGAUGGAUAACCUUGUGACCUCGUGUGGGUCUGAGAUGCUUCAGAUCAGGCUCUGAGGGAAGGUGGGUCCCUGAAGCUGGCUGAGUGCAUCUUAGGGAGCAAGUGCGUGUGAUGUCAUCCCAGGAAUGCAGUGAAGGCUCAGCUGUGCUGCCCAGGAACCUGUGAGGAGUCACAACACUGGCUGCCGUAAUUGGAGGCACUGAGGAUGGGCAGGGAGGGGCCUGAGACCAGGUGGGCAGGAAGGGCAGGGCAGAGGGUGCUUGGGCUGGCCCAGAGGAGGUGCUGCUCUCUCUCCCCGAUUCUCCGCUGUCCGCAGCUGCUCCACCUCCACAUCUCUGGAGUUGGCCCUUGUCCGCGGCCAUCAGAGGGCCCCGCUGCCAUGACGGACACGCCAGUCGAGGAAUCCCUCUUCCAAAUCAUCCACAGCUACCACCAGUACGCGGCCCGGGAGGGGGACGUGGAGACCCUGUCCCUGGAGGAGCUGAAGGCCCUGCUCAUGGACAACGUGCCCCGCUUCAUGGAGAGCCUGGUGCGCGGGGCCUGGGGGCAGGGCCGGGAGAAGCCGUACUUCAUCACCGAGCUGUUCCGGGCAGCGGACAAGGACAAGGACAACCAGAUCUGCUUUGACGAGUUCCUGUACGUCCUGGGCCAGCUGCUGAGGGACUACCACCUGCAGUACCACCGGCAGCUGUGCGCCCACUACUGCGCCCGGCACAGCCUCUACUAGAGGGAGCGGGCAGCCCCCCAGGCCUGCCCCAGGAGCCACGUGACCCAGCCGGGCGGCCCAGUGGAGCUCUGCCACGCGUGUCUGCGUGUGCCAUGUGUGUGCGCACGCCUGUGCAUGGGUGUGGAAGGACACCCGGGAGGGAAGAGAAUAAAGCAACUUCACAGCA
Myotis brandtii (Brandt's bat) is the source of this 1028-nucleotide messenger RNA. RefSeq names its product protein S100-A15A-like. Bases 341 to 862 code for a protein of 173 amino acids. The record is from RefSeq and is a predicted model, not a curated record. Gene Ontology annotation, cellular component: cytoplasm. The transcript has 2 exons. Gene Ontology annotation, molecular function: transition metal ion binding; calcium ion binding. NCBI's taxonomy places the organism in Eukaryota, Metazoa, Chordata, Mammalia, Chiroptera, Vespertilionidae.